GAGGUUUAGAUGACGAUAGAAUUUGUCGUUCUUCCUACGUGCGCUCGCCGUGUGUUUAUUUGCAAACGAUCCUCGACAUAAACACCAUCGUCUGUGGUUUUGUUUUAAAAAAUUCCGAUCGCAAACUUUAGGCGAAGAGGUUCACGUUUUCAAAGUUAAGUUAAAAGGCUUGUUGAAAGUGAAAUUCCUUAAGAGCAAGUAAGCUUUUCACUUCAGUGACAGAAAGUUUCAUCAUGUCUAAGAAAGAAGUGAAAGAAACGAAAAAAUCUGUUUCUAUAUUCUCGUUGUGGCGGUGCUGCCUUAGUGGAGAGACGAACAGACCAAAAGUGCAGAAAAAAUCUGUGGCAAAAGACCAGCCAGACGCCCCAAUAGAAAAAGGGAAAGAAGCUUUGGAAGACAAGGGAAAAGUUGUUGACAAAACUAGUGACUUGGAACUUGAAUACGUGGCAACUCCGCCGGAGUCGGCGCCUGCGGUUUCACCAAGCGACGAUUACAGACCCAGCUAUGAAGAAGCGAAUACUGCAUCAACAGCGCCGUCUACUGUGGGAAGCGAGGAGGAUUCCACCUUAAACGCGCCCGCGAGUAUUCAAGUUAUGCAAGAGAAUGGCACUCCUUCGAAAAUUACCAGGGAAGUCGGGACAGGCGGACGACUAAAUCUGCAGUUCGUGUAUGAUCCUGCACCAUCCAAACUGACCCUGACUCUACUGGGAGUAGAAUUCCCUCCGUUCCAGAAGUGGAAGAUGGAUGAUCUAGAGGUGAGUUGCACUCUACUACCCAUUCAUCAGCAUAGCUUCCGUGCGCGUCCAAAGAAGUUCAAGGAUCCGUUUACAAUGACUCUGACGCCGAAAGAGAAAAUCAAAACAAUGUCCCUCAGGUUUCGUUUGUACAACCACCGCGCCAUGUCCAAACAUCUGAUUGGCCAGGGAGUUGUGAGCCUUGGAGAAAUAAAUCUCACUCCACAGGCGGUUAAAAUCGCCUUGGAUCUGAAUAUUCCCGAGACCUACGCCAUUGACUCCCGCUACAUAGAGUCUGUCACGGGCGCUAACGGGCAGACAUCGUCAGAAGAUUCCAAACCUGAAAUUUUACUCUCUCUGGAAUACCGUUCCUUGACAAGAAAGCUGAUUGCUGAAGUUAUAAAAACCCGCCAUCUGGGUCUCCUCAACAACUCCAAACCGCAAGACCUCGCGGUUGAAAUGAAGCUGAUUGGAGAUAACAACCAAGUGUUACGCGUAUGUCGAACCUCGCUAAAGAAACACGUUAUCGAUGCAGAAUUCAACGAGAUGUUUAUGUUUCGCGUGACGUACGACAAGCUGUCCAGCAUCGCCGUCGUUUUCACGCUGUUCCGUAUGACAGAGAGGCGAGGAAAGAGAGAGAAUAUUGGAGAAGUUUGCUUUGGAAAACAGUCCAGUAGUCAUGAGCAGCAAAAUCAUUGGAAUCAAGUCGUGACGGGAUCUGAGCGCGUUGUCACGCAAUGGCACCCACUCUUUAAAUAAGUAUGCAAAGAGUGCUCUGAAUGCAUCCAUUUAGAGGGAAGAACAAGAAAUACAGAGGUUUCGCAGUAUGAUUUAACUCUAAUGGUUCAUUUUUUUAUAUCUAGCAUGACAAUAAAUAUAUUGCAGAUACUAGGUAAAGCAUUGAUGAUAUUUUUAUCUGUGCAUGGAACAUCUAUCAUGACAUUGAUUAUUUUUAUAUUAGGUAAACUGCGCUUGUGUUUAUACAUGAAUUUAGUCGCAACGACUAAGAGAAGGCUUGGAAACAAAGCCAUGCUAAAAAAUGAUUUUUUUUCUCUUUUCCUCUUUAAACUUAAUUACUAGACUGAGUGAAAAAAGCAUCCAUGCUUUUUCAUUGGUGGCCACCAACUCUUCGCGUCAAAGCGCGGACAAUAGUUAAUCAAUUUGUUUGUCUCAAAAUUUUUGGGAAAAGUUUCAUUGAAUCAGCGGCUACCGAGUUUAAUAAGAUUCUUACAGUUUUUAAUGCUAUUUGUUGAAAUAUAGUGGCUAAUUAAGGGGUAAUCAAGUGUGUACUCUCAAUGUUGCGUUUCAGAACUAAGCUUUUGGGUGGAAAUUUUUAAUACUUUUUUAAUAAUUUUUUAAUAGCAAUACUAUUCUUUCAUGGAAAAAUAUUUUAUAAGAUGUUUGUACUCUAUGGCUAUGAAGACACUUGUUUUUCUAAAAUGAUAAGACUUUUCAGUGAAAAUUUUACACCAGCUGACAGCAGAUAUGUAGCAAAGCCUCGAUAAAACAUUGACAGUAAGAAGUGCACCAUGGUACAAACCCUUGGUUGUAUAGUCGAUCGAUAAAACAGACUUGCUUGCUGGUAUUUCAAAUUUUUUUCACUUUUUGAUCUGUCGAUUUUAGACCUUCAGUUAACGUUUUGUUAAUGAGGUGGCAAAGCAAAUUAUCUUUUAUAGGCUGCUGUGUGGCAACAGAAAAAAAAUGUUUCAGUUGCUGAUAAUAACCGGUGGGGUUUUAGUUAAACGUUUGCCCCGUCUUUCCUUAGGGACAAAAUUGGACAAAAGAGAUGCACACGUAGGGAUAUUUUCACUCACCCGUGAGUUUCACGCGAUACAGAACUUUGUAUCCAGAAAUACUGGUGAGACCAGUACAUUGCACAUGCUUGUGCAUAGCACUGAAACAGGGUACCAUUUUAUGGAAUGUUUCAUUAAAAAUUGUUUGCACUUUUUUCUUUA
Pocillopora verrucosa is the source of this 2689-nucleotide messenger RNA. RefSeq names its product synaptotagmin-14-like. Gene Ontology annotation, molecular function: phospholipid binding. NCBI's taxonomy places the organism in Eukaryota, Metazoa, Cnidaria, Anthozoa, Scleractinia, Pocilloporidae. The record is from RefSeq and is a predicted model, not a curated record.